Symbiodinium pilosum is the source of this 2382-nucleotide messenger RNA. The record is from the annotation of a GenBank genome assembly. Lineage: Eukaryota; Dinophyceae; Suessiales; Symbiodiniaceae.
AUGGGGUGCAACACCAGUAGUACUGCCGCUAGCUCAUCUGCCAGUACAAAAGAUGGAAAAACCACUGGCAAUGCGCAAGACAAGCAGCAGGCCAAGGAAGAGAAUAAACAGUAUCAGGCGACCAUGUCGUUCCUGUCGCAAGUCCCACUCUUCAUGAGACUGCCAAAGGACCAGCAUCCCAUCCUGGCUGCUGCCUGUGUCAAUCAGCCGUUCAAGGCAGGUCAGACCAUCAUCACGCAGGGUGAAGUUGGCAGAGAGUUCUUCAUCAUCCAGUCCGGAGAGGCGGAGGUCCUGGUUGGCGAGGCAGGAAAUCAGAAGAAGGUCGCGGCGCUGAAGCAGGGCGACUACUUCGGAGAAAAUGCCUUGCUUCGAAAUGAGCCCCGCUCUGCCACCAUCAAGGCGGUGACCGAGAUCAGGACCCUCAAGAUUACACAGGAGAAAUUCCAGGAGUUGGGUCUGAAUGAGAAGAUCCAAUUUGCCAACAGAAAAGCAGUGGGUGCUGGAGGCAAGAGACAGCUUGUGGUGCAGCCGCCGUCAGAGAAGAAUGGAGAUGAGCGGCAGCUGAUGGAGAAAGCGUUGAAGAAGAACGAGAACAUCCAGACAAUGGUGAAAUUAGACGAGAUCCGUGUGAAGCAGAUCAUUGACAUUGCCUGGAAAGAGAACGUCCCUAGCGGCAAGGAAAUCAUCUCUGAAGGUGAUCUGAUUGCGGACUAUUUUUAUAUUUGCCAGUCGGGGACAUUUGAGAUCUUUGUUGCAGACGCCAAGAAGGGUGGCCAGGGGGGCCGGAAGCUGGUGCAAACUGUGACGGCUGGUGGCAGCUUUGGGGAGCUGGCCUUGCUUUACCUGGUGCCACGGGCUGCCACAGUCAUUGCGAAGGAAGACUCCUCUGUUUGGGUCAUCGAUCGCAAGAACUUCAAAGACAUUUUGAUGAAGGUUUCUGACGAAAAGAUUCAGGAGUACGUGAAGUAUUUGAGCAGGGUUGAAAUUUUGAGCAGUUUGCUCGCUGCAGAGAAGCAGCAAGUGGCCAAAGCGCUAAUGGAAGUGCACUUUGCGAAGAACGAGGUGAUCAUUCAACAAGGUGAUCCGGGUACAACUUUUUAUAUUCUCUUUGAAGGAGAGGUUGCGGUUUCCAUAGAUGGUGACGAGAAGGUUCGCCUCCAGGCAAGCGAAGACAGGGGGACAGCUCAGUAUUUUGGCGAGCGCGCCCUGUUGCACAACGAGCCGCGUGCGGCAACAGUCAGGGUAGUGUCCAAAGACGCCAAGGCGCUGGCAUUGGACAAGGAAGCCUUCGACUUGCUGCUAGGGCCGCUGGAGGAAAUCCUCGCUCGGAAGGACCAAGGAAAUCAACCAUCGAAGGCCGGCGCUGUGGCACCUCCCGCAGGAGGAGCGGGCGGUGGCCGAGAUCCAAACAGGCCAAAGAUCCUGAUGACCGAUCUCCAGAAGGUUGGCCUCCUCGGAGCAGGCGGCUUCGGUGCCGUAGAACUGUGGGAGCACAAGACCACCGGAGAGACUUAUGCCAUGAAAUGCAUUAGCAAGGGAUUCAUCGUAAAGACGGGGAUGCAGGACAGCGUGAUCACUGAGAAAAACAUCCUGUUCAUGACGAACUCAGACUUCAUCAUCCGUCUCUAUGAGACGUACAACUCCAAGCAGUCGAUCUAUUUUUUGAUGGAGCCUGCUCUGGGAGGAGAGUUGUAUUCGAUGUACCAGCGGAAGGGCUUCUAUGGCAGUGAGAAGCAUGCCAGAUACUACUCAGCGGGGGUGGUGUGCGCUUUCGAGCAUCUGCACGAAAGACACAUCAUCUACAGGGACCUAAAGCCAGAGAACCUGCUUCUCAAUGAGAAGGGGCAUCUCAAGGUCACUGAUAUGGGUUUGGCCAAGUUCGUCAUCGGAAAGACCUACACAACCUGUGGAACCCCGGACUAUUUUGCGCCGGAGGUCAUUGCCUCGACCGGACAUACCCAUGCCGUGGAUUGGUGGAUGCUUGGGGUGCUGAUCUUCGAAUUCAUGACGGGGUCAGCUCCCUUCGAAGCGCCGUACCCCAUGCAGAUCUAUGCAAAGGUCCUGAAGGGUAUCAAUUCCGUGAAGUUCCCUCCGCAGCUGUCGCCUCAAUGUGUAGAUCUCAUCAAGGCAAUCUGUCAGAAGGAGCCAGCAGACAGAUUACCGAUGCUGCCUGGUGGCGCUAAGAACUUGAAGGCACAUGCCUGGUACAAAGGCUUCAAUUGGGAUAAGUUCGUGGAGUUUACGCUGGAUCCUCCGUUCGCACCGAAGGUGAGAGGCAAGAAGGAUUUGGCAAACUUCAGCGUCCAUCCCGAUGAAAUGCCGCGUUUCAUCGAGUACGUGGAUGAUGGAAGUGGGUGGGAUAAGGACUUCGCAACGUGCUGA